GUGCGCACACUUUAAGUACUUCCCCGCCCCCCUCGGGCCGUGUGCGUUGCUUCCCUGCGCGCGCCGGCGCGCUACACGACCAAGGUGGCUACUGUAACGCCUGGGGAAAAAAAAUUACUGAGCGGCAUGCUGCCCCUACCCCGAGGCGCUGCGGACGCUGUCGGGGAUUUGUGGGGAUUACACCGCGUUAGUCUACAGUCGCGGUUUGACGGGCCAAGAAAAUUUACAGGCACGGUCCUAGCCACCUAAAGUUCUGCAAGGCCUCUGGUCCUCUUGUCACGCCUGCGCUUCCGGAAGCCACUUUUCCCCCCGGACGGUUGGGGGCGUGCCGGAGGCUGUGUUCGCUCCCACCGGCGUCCCUGCUCCUGGCCGGAUCAGGGCGGUUGGGCGUUUUGCAGACUCUCGGGGCGUCAUAUAGGCCUUUGGUUGAGAGCACCGAGGGAACUCAAUGUUUUAGGACAACUAAGCAUUUUACUGCUUUUUAAAAUUUGUGAAUAAAGGAAAACGGAGCCCGGCGUGGCGGCGCCCGCCUUUAAUCCCAGCACUCGGGAGGCAGAGGCAGGCGUCUCCGUGAGUCCACCACAGCCAGGGCUACACAGAGAAACCCUCGAAAAAAGAAGACAAAAAACGGGGGUCUUGGGGGUCGGAUUAAAGGACAAGAGAAGGGAGCGAAGGCUCGCCGCCGGGGGAGGUGCACAGGGCGGGACGGUUACAAUUCUCUGCCGCCUUCACCACUUCACGUAGAUGCCAGUACCGAUGAGCGUUCCAUCCCCAGAGCCCCACCUGGGCCUGUGGUACUUCAUCGCAGGAGCAGCCCCCACCAAGGAAGAGUUGGCUACUUUUGACUCCGUGGACAACAUUGUCUUCAACAUGGCGACCGGCUCUGCCCCAAGGCAGCUCCAGCUUCGCGCCGCCAUCCGCACGAAAAAUGGGGUCUGUGUGCCCCGGAAAUGGAUAUACCACUUGACUGAGGGGAAAGGAAACACAGAUCUCAGAACUGAAGGCCGGCCUGACAUGAGAACAGACCUCUUCUCCAGCUCAUGCCCAGGGGGAAUCAUGCUGAAAGAGAUGGGCCAGGGUUACCAGCGCUUUCUCCUCUACAAUCGAUCACCACACCCUCCAGAGAAAUGUGUGGAGGAAUUCCAGUCUCUGGCCUCCUGCUUGGACUUCAGAGCCUUCUUAGUGACUCCCAGGAAUCAAGGUGAGGGGUCGAAGUCUCCCAGGAGAGGUCUGGGAGUCACCACUCCCAAGUCUUCUGUGGGUAUUGUAAAGAGCUCAGUGCAAUGUCAGCAGAGGCCGUGGCCAUAGGCAGACAUUAUCAGAAUGGGUACAUUGACCCCUCUAAUUUUCAUGGACUAGAAUGGCACCAGGAUUGGAUAAGAGCUGUGGAGUCACCAAGGAGGGCUCUGGGUGACUCGAAAGAGGCUUUUGGGGGCUGGAGAGAUGGCUCAGAGGUUAAGAGCACUGGCUUUUCUUCCAGAGGUCCUGAGUUCAAUUCCCAGCACCCACAUGGUGGCUCACAACCAUCUAUCAUGGGAUCUGAUUCCCUCUUUUGGCAUAAAGGUGUACAUGCAGAUAGAGCACUCAUAUACAUAAAAUAAAUAAAUCUUUUUUUUUUAAAGAGGCUUUUGGUCAGUAGUGGCACACACUUGUAAUCUCGGUACUCAGGUGGCGGAGGUAGAAGAAUUGCCUUAAGUUUGAAGCCAACCUGUUCUACAUAGUUAGUUUCAGGACAGCUAGGGCAAUAUAUCGAGACCGUCUCUCAAAACUAAAAAUUCACAGGCCGGGCGGUGGUGGCGCACGCCUUUAAUCCCAGCACUCGGGAGGCAGAGCCAGGCGGAUCUCUGUGAGUUCGAGGCCAGCCUGGGCUACCAAGUGAGUUCCAGGAAAAGGCGCAAAGCUACACAGAGAAACCCUGUCUCGAAAAACCAAAAAAAAAA
This is a messenger RNA of Peromyscus californicus insignis, 1940 nucleotides long. RefSeq names its product apolipoprotein M (gene Apom). Lineage: Eukaryota; Metazoa; Chordata; Mammalia; Rodentia; Cricetidae. Gene Ontology annotation, cellular component: high-density lipoprotein particle; very-low-density lipoprotein particle; low-density lipoprotein particle. The record is from RefSeq and is a predicted model, not a curated record. Gene Ontology annotation, molecular function: lipid carrier activity; phospholipid binding. Bases 745 to 1308 code for a protein of 187 amino acids. Gene Ontology annotation, biological process: cholesterol efflux; high-density lipoprotein particle assembly; high-density lipoprotein particle clearance. The transcript has 5 exons.